AUGAACAUCAUGCUGACCAAAAGAAAAAAAGAAAAACCCGCCCCCCCCCCAUGGGAACCAGAAGCGACGCUCCUCCCGCACACAUCAGCCCCCUUAGCAUCCCGCAUAUCAAUCCCACCCCUCGCCUCCACCGCCCCCCAGGCCCUCCAACCGAAACCCUUCCAUGACCUCUCCCUCGAAGCCCAAGAGGCGGUCAUCAUCGAGGACCUCCUAUUCGUCUUUAUGGGCUACGAAGGCCAAUACAUUCGUUUCGGCAAAGGCUACAAUCCCAACGAGGAACGAGACAGGCUGUCCGGUCCAACAUGGCGCAUCCUCCCCGGCCUCGACCCCUCCUUGCAAGACCUCACCCAGUCCAUGCUGCGCAUGGCUGCUCAUUACACCGCUCUCGUGACGUUUGUCGACGUACAAUCCCGCGAAGAAUUCGGCUCCGUCAACCACGCCCUUUGCGCGUCAAUACGGAAGCUGCUGCAGGAGUAUUUGGUCAUGGUUGCGCAGUUGGAGACGCAGUUCUUGACGGAUGACUCGUUCACGUUGCAUGUGUUGAAUAUUCAUGUGCUGCCCACGAGCCAUAUGAUGCAUCAGGUUUAUGGGCUGGCGCAUGAGCUGUUGAAGAGGAAUGCGCUGCUGGAUGAUGAGUCGGAUGAGAGUAGUGACGGCGGAGAUGAUUAUGAUCAUAUUUUGGAGCAGCUACGAGAAGGGGGGGAGCUGGUGCCGGGGAACAUGACCGGUAAGAAGAUUACCAAGGGAGGGGUGGUGCUGGGGUUGAUCACCAAGAGGUUGGAGUCCAUGUCUGGUGAUCCGGCGGCCAGGGCGUUGUUGACGACGCUGCUGAGGGAUGCGAGCAAACCGUACAUGGCUAUGCUGAACGAGUGGCUGCACCAUGGGGGGAUUAGUGACCCGCAUUCGGAGUUUUUGAUCAAGGAGCAGAGGAGUAUCAGGAGGGAGAGGCUGGAGCAGGAUUAUACUGAUGAGUAUUGGGAGAGGAGGUAUACCAUCCGAGACCACGACGUGCCGCCGCAGCUGGAGGGGGUCAAGGACAAGGUGUUGCUUGCGGGGAAAUACCUGAAUGUGGUCAGGGAAUGCGGCGGCGUCGAUGUCAGCCUGCAGGUUAAGCACGUGCCGACUUCCUUUGACGACAAUCGGUUUCUGGACAAUGUCAACAACGCCUAUGCGCAUGCGAAUGAGUCGCUGAUGCAGUUGCUGUUGACGACGCAUCAGCUGCCGGCACGGUUGCGUUCGCUGAAGCAUUACUUCUUUCUGGAUCCGUCGGAUUACUUUUCUUACUUUCUCGAGCUCGGGGCUAGUGAGCUGAGGAAGCCGGUCAAGUCGGUGAACACGGGGAAGUUGCAGUCGCUGUUGGAUCUGGUGCUGAGGCAGCCGGGGAGCAUUGUUGCGCUUGAUCCGUUCAAGGAGGAUGUCAAGGUGGAGAUGAACGAGAUCAACCUGACCAAGAGCCUUCAUCGGGUGGUGAAUAUCACGGGGAUAGAGCAGGGGGAGGCGCUGCAGCCGCUGACGAGCAACCAGCCGGUGGAGAGCGACAAGGCGGCGAAUGGGUUUACGUCGUUGCAGAUUGAUUAUUCGGUGCCGUUUCCUGUGUCGUUGGUGGUGAGCAGGAAGACGGUGUGGCGGUAUCAGGCUCUUUUCAGGUAUCUGCUGUCGUUGCGAUAUCUGGAGUCGCAGUUGUCGACGACGUGGCAGACGCACACGAGCGGGUUUGUGUGGUGUCAUCGGUCGUCGUCGAGGGUGUUGGAGAUUUGGAAGAGGAGGGUCUGGACGUUACGAGCGAGGAUGUUGGUGUUUGUGCAGCAGCUGUUGUAUUUCUGCACGGCCGAGGUCAUUGAGCCGAACUGGCAGGCUUUGAUGGCGAGGGUGAGGGAGAGGGAGAAGCCGCCUCAGCAGGAGCAUCAGCAGCAAGCGGGAGCUGGGGAGCAAAACGGCACAACACUCCCAACACCAACCACAUCCCCAAACCUCCACCACUACCCACUAAAGUCGACACAUAUCCGCCCGGGGUUGACGAGGACAGUGGAUGAGCUGAUGCAGGAUCAUGUCGAUUUCUUGGAUACGUGUCUGAAGGAGUGUAUGCUGACGAACUCCAAACUCUUGCGUAUCCACUCCAAACUAACCCAAACCUGCACCAUCUUUGCAACCUACACAAACUGGCUAUCCCGCGAGCUGGAAAAGACGGACCCCGACCUCUCGGGACAUCACAGACCGCCCAACAUGUCGGAGGAGCAGUGGCGGGUUUUCCAGUCUGUCCGCUCCCAAAAACCUACCGAUGCCUCCUUCAUGGAGGGUCAGCAGCAGCAGCAGCAGCAAGGAGAGGACAAGAUGGCGAGCUUGUUUGACUUGAUCAGGAAAUGGGAGGACAAUUUCAGCAAGCACCUGCAGAUUUUGCUGGACGCGCUGAACCACUACGCGGCUACUGAGACGGUGGUGCUUUUGAGUUUGUGCGCGAGGUUGAGCACGGCCAAUGCGGGGAGCGGCUAUACCGGACGGGGGGAGUAUGGGCAGGGACAGGUGGAUGGGGUGGGGGUGCAGAAUGGUGGUGGUGGUGGGAUGGAA
Molecule: messenger RNA, 2565 nt
Organism: Podospora anserina S mat+
Lineage: Eukaryota; Fungi; Ascomycota; Sordariomycetes; Sordariales; Podosporaceae
Exons: 2
Biological process (GO): meiotic cell cycle; microtubule nucleation; mitotic cell cycle
Cellular component (GO): mitotic spindle pole body; centrosome; equatorial microtubule organizing center
Molecular function (GO): gamma-tubulin binding; microtubule minus-end binding
Source: RefSeq, a predicted model, not a curated record